Messenger RNA from Spathaspora passalidarum NRRL Y-27907, 899 nucleotides. RefSeq names its product Med3p (gene MED3). Bases 90 to 602 code for a protein of 170 amino acids. Lineage: Eukaryota; Fungi; Ascomycota; Pichiomycetes; Serinales; Debaryomycetaceae. The transcript has a single exon. The record is from RefSeq and is a predicted model, not a curated record.
AGUACAUAACCACACAUAGUGAUUCUUAUAGACCAUUCCUUAAUACAUCUUACUAAGCUAAUAUCAAAGUUCAUUCAAUCACACACAGCAUGUCACUUCCUGAUCAGAUCAAGAUUGACGAUAUAACAACUGGCAAAAUCGACCCACAACUAAUCUAUGCCGAGAUCGACCGCCUUAAACUUGAAAUAAACAUUCUUCGAAAUGACAUGGCCCAAUUCAUUAGAGCACUAGCUAAGAUCCCACCGGAACAAUCACAACUGGAAUAUUUUCAGAUUGUUCAUCUGAGAUUAACUGCAGUACAACAAUCAAUCAAUGACUAUUGUGACAAGUAUAAUAAGCUAUUGCCUAUUAUCAACCUUGCUCAGAUUAAACUAGGGCAUGAUGUGGAAGCACCACCCCCAGUACGAAGUAAUGGAUCUACUGCAUCGAAUACUUUGAAUAAUACACCAGUCAUAAACAACAAGACCACCCCGGUAAUACCUAAUAAUGGCGUGCCUGGUAGAUUGAAUGGUAAUGGUUCCACAAAUUCUCCUACCCCUCCAACAAAUGGUACUCCUGGUGGUGCCAAUAAAAAGCGAGCUAAUUCUAUAAAGAAGAAGUAAGAAAGUCAACCUAUAAAAGUGGAUCCUUUAACAAAGAUCAAGCGACAAGAUGUCCCUGUUCAAUAGCUUAGAUAGUUAUAUAGGGACUGUAUCACAUCACAUCUUGUCUCAAGUUUAAAUCUCCCAAAGCUUCAAAGAUCUAGUUGGGUCAUGGUUUGUAUGUAGAGAUUUUCUGGUUCUAGCUGUUGAGGAAUGGGACAAAAUAUAGCAUUUAGCUUAAAUGAAUGUUACCUUGCAAAGGUUAUUUCAAAUUUACAUAACUUAGUUAGAAUUAUAAAAGAAAUGUACAAACAAGUU